Molecule: messenger RNA, 1593 nt
Organism: Letharia columbiana
Lineage: Eukaryota; Fungi; Ascomycota; Lecanoromycetes; Lecanorales; Parmeliaceae
Exons: 1
Coding region: 1-1593 (530 amino acids)
Source: RefSeq, a predicted model, not a curated record
AUGUCAUCGACGAAAACAAGCUCGAGCUCUUCAGCACCCAUUUUUUCUAGCUCAUCUGUAAUUUCUAGCAAGGUUUCAAGCUCCUCAGCAUCAAGCUCCAGCGCGUCCCAGAGUAGCACAUCCUCAUCCGCUGCCGCCAACGUUGCAGUCAAUGACAAAGCCGCUGUUCAGUCCGGCACAUCUUCUGUCGUCAUCCCAUCAUCGAGCUCCAUCGUUGCCUCCUCAGCAGCCUCCAGUUCAAUUAAAGCCGGCUCAUCUUCAAGUGCUGCUCCCUCCAGCUCCAGCGUUGGCUCUGCAGCAGUCUCCAAUACAUCCAAGGCCGCCUCAUCUUCAAGUAUUACGCCCUCAAGCCCAAGUGUUGCCUCCUCGGCAGUGUCCAGCACAGCUAGGGCCGCCUCAUCUCCAAGUGUUGCGCCCUCAAGCCAAAGUGUUGCCUCCUUGGCAGUGUCCAGCACAGCUAAGGCCGCCUCAUCUCCAAGUAUUACGCCCUCAAGCCCAAGUGUUGCCUCCUCGGCAGUGUCCAGCACAGCUAAGGCCAGCUCCUCAACUGUUGUCCCAAGUCUUGCCUCUUCGGUAGUGUCCAGCACAGCUAAGGCCAGCUCCUCAACUGUUGUCCCAAGUCUCGCCUCUUCGGUAGUGUCCAACACAGCCAAGGCCAGUUCCUCAAUAUUUGUCUCCUCAGCGGCAUCCAGCACGGCCAAAGCUAGCUCUUCAUCCUCGGUCGUCCUCAGCAGCACAGCUAAGGGCAGCUCAAAUACUGCCCCAACAUCAAGUAUUGUCUCAUCAGUGGCGGCCGGCAGCACAGCUAAGGCCAGCUCGUCUUCAACUAGUGCCGCAAAUGUCCUCGUCAACAACAAACUCGCCGUUGCAUCCAGCACAACCAGUGCUGCCUCAACACCGAGCGUUGCAUCCUCAGCAGUAUCAAGUGUUGCCUCUUCCGCGAUCUCCAGCGCUGCUAAAGCAAGGUCCUCGUCAACUGCUGCCCAGAAUUCAGCCACCAAGGCCAGCUCGAGCAGCGCUGCCUCGGCCUCUCUUAGCGUCUCGGGCACACCUAAGACCAGCUCAGCCUCAAGUGUUACCCCUACUUCAAGCACUAAGGCCAGCGCAAGCGUUGCAGCCUCCCGAGCCAGCUCCGCCUCGAAUGUUGCCUCAAGUUUGAGCCAAAAAGCAAGCAGCGCUGCUUCUUCAGCUUCAAGCAGUGUCUAUAGUAGAGCGACGGCGAGCUCUUCGGCUACUGCCACAACUUUAAGCACAAAGACCAGCGUCAGCACGACUAGCUCAUCUUCUUCGGCUGCUGCCGCCGUGGUAGUCAGCAACAAAGUCGCUUCCGCAGCUUCUACUCUGGCCACUACCACAGCGCCUACUACUCAAAGCUCGGUAUCUGGCUCAAGUACUUCAAGCUCCUCAACAUCUUCUUCAACCAGUGCCAGCGCGUCUUCAACAUCGAGCCAGUGCGCGGUACUUGACAGGAGGUACAACUACUACGAGAACAAGAUCAAGACGCUACAAGCUGAGAACAUUGCGAUCCCUGCCUACUUGGCCGGAUAUGCCGCUGCUGCUAUGGACGCCAAGGAGGCAUUGGGCUGCUCUUGA